AUGUUACUGCUCGGUGUCUUGAUUAUGAGUUUUGGCACCGAACGUAGCGUGUACAGUGCAGCGCUAGCGCCACUGGAUGGUGUGUGGUUCCAUAGCACCGGAAAGGAUACCCGCUUUCUAACCGCAGUACUGAGAGAACACUAUCGCGAAAUCGGUGCCGAAGUGCACGUUCGUGUUUGGUACGGGAACAGCACCCAGCGGACACCGUUUCAGGCUGAUCUUGUUACGGAUAUUACGCGGCACAACGCCGAUUGGAUGAUCGUGUCAUUCGGUUGUCUUGCAGCAAGCGACCAUCGGCUCGGCUACUACAACGUUUUGCUCGUGCUUGAUUAUGAUUCAUUUUGUGCCCGUUUGGGCGACAUAACCGAGGCAACGCAUCUGUUCUACGGUUUGUACACGUUUUUCAUCGAACGGCUCGACGAUCGGGCACUGCUGGGAAGUGUCCUGCGAAAGCUGUGGAACCUUAAGAUCAUUAAUGUUGUCGUUAUUGUGGAGGAAGACGAUGGGGAGUACGUGGCCUAUUCGUAUCACCCAUACGAGGAACAACGCUGUGGCAUUGUAGAACCAGACGCAAUUGCACGGUACGGCAAUGGAACGUGGCUUAGCAUGGCUGAGCUCUUUGCCGACAGACUGUCGAACCUGCGCGGAUGUCCGUUAACCGUGGCCAAAAUUGAAAUUAGACCCUUCUCGAUGGUACGGGUUGAAAACAAUCGUACGAUACAUUACGGACUGGAGGUGUACAUCGUGGAAACGCUUGCAUCCCGCAUGAACUUCACCGUGCACUACGUUAGACCGAAGGAUAACAGCAAGUGGGGCAUACUUUACGCGACCAACAGCACCGGAGUGGUUGGGAUGCUGCAGCGCAAGGAGGCAGAAUUCGGUUUCGGCAGUCUUGGGUUUUCGCACAUCCGUCACACCUACCUGAAGCUGGGCGUACCAAACUUUAUAACGCAAAUGAUCAUGGGCAUCCCACCGAAACGGCCGUACACAUCGCUGGAGAAGCUGUUCCAACCGUUCACCAGCGGUGCGUGGCUUUGCAUCGCAAUCGGUUACACCGUGUUCGGGCUGGUGACGCUCGGACUGGUGAAGCUGAACCGGGGUCCCAUCCACGCUGAACAUCUGCGUAAUCCACUGUACCUGCUGUGGGUAUUGCUGAUGGGCGGUUCCGGUGGACGGUUCCGGUUGGACAGUACGCGCCUGUUUGUGAUUGGCUUUAUUCUCAACACGCUUGUCAUACGGACACUUUACCAGGCGGGGAUGUUUCAACGAUUGCAAUCGUCCGCCUCGUUGGCAUCCGAUUUAAACACGCUCGAAGCGAUCAAUAAGGCCGGACUUUAUUACAACAUGUACCGUGCGUCGCAGCAGUUCUACAAAAACGAUCCAAACGUGCCUGCUAGCCGUAUCAAGCUGGUGCAGAACGAUCAUACAGACUAUGACCAGCUAUUCUCCCAGUUGGCGCACGAUCGUUUGGGUGGUGUUCUGGUGAGCCCGUACGAUUGUAUCACCUACUACGUGAAAAGGCACGGCAAAGAUGGUGUGAUAUUUGUCAGCAAAAACACCGGCAUUAUGUACUACCUGGGCUUUAAUUAUCCUAAAACUACCCCCCUUAAUGGACCGUUCGAUGCGUGGAUUCUGCGGAUGCACGAUACGGGCCUCAUACACCACUGGUCGGAAACGUUCCGCGACGAUCGGUUCUGGUCUAACGCGAAGGAAGACCCGGAACCGGCCAGCUUGAAGUGGAAUCAAAUAUCUGGCGGAUUUUAUCUGUGCAGCAUGCUGCUGCUGUUAUCGUUGCUCGUAUUUUUGGGGGAGAUGAUACAUUUCCGUCUGCACACUAGCUGCCGGUUUCGACGCACAUUGCGGAAGCCCAAAAAGGAGGCUUAG
This is a messenger RNA of Anopheles marshallii, 1884 nucleotides long. RefSeq lists its product as uncharacterized. The record is from RefSeq and is a predicted model, not a curated record. Gene Ontology annotation, cellular component: membrane. Bases 1 to 1884 code for a protein of 627 amino acids. Gene Ontology annotation, molecular function: glutamate-gated receptor activity. NCBI's taxonomy places the organism in Eukaryota, Metazoa, Arthropoda, Insecta, Diptera, Culicidae. The transcript is spliced from 2 exons.